AUGGAGUUCGAGGACAUUCUGGCAGAAGUUGGGGGUUACGGAGUUUUCCAAAAACGAUUACUGUAUUGUUUUUUGUUACCCAUUACCAUUUCUAUAAGCUGGAUUACUUAUAAUCAGAUUUUUAUUAUGUCCGUUCCAGACCAUUGGUGUUACGUCCCUGAACUAGUAAAGGCUAACCUCAGUGAUCAACAAAAGAUGAUGUUGAUUCGACCGAUGGAAACUCGGCAUCAAAUGCCUAGCCAAUGUAAAAUGUACACCCUAGAUUACUGCAUUGAUCUUUUGGAAUUAAUAAGGAACUUAAAUUCAACCAAGAGUUUUAAUGAUUAUGUUUUAGCUUCAAAUACUUCUACUAAAGCAUGUCGGGAAGGUUGGGCUUACGACCGAACAUUGUAUGACUCCACAGCCUCAACAUACUGGGACUUAGUGUGUGACAAAAGUCAUUACCCUCAUCUUAUUUUCACCUUGGCCAGUAUAGGGGGAGCUGUAGCAACUCCACUGUAUGGAUCCUUGUCGGAUAGAUUUUUACCUGAAUCCCCUCGCUGGUUGGUGUCCGUUGGACGCUAUGAAGAAUCAGUUGUAAUCCUGACGAGAAUUGCCGAGACGAAUGGAUACUCUGUGCCUACUGACCUCAUCACGAAGCUUAAUAAUAUUAUACAAGAAAAGUUUCCUGUCGGUACAACGAUACUGGUCUUCGUUGGAAAUUUUGGUUGCAACUGCGUCUUUGUUGUUAUGUAUCAGCAGGCAGCAGAAAUAUAUCCAACCCCUGUCAGGGCUCUGGGAAUGGGAACCAGUGCUACCACUUCCUGCAUGGCACUGAUUUGUGUCCCUUACAUCGUCUAUCUGGGGACAUAUGAACAACACAUACCGUAUCUUAUUAUGGGAGGGCUUUGUUUGGUUGCGUCAGUUGCAGCGUCUUUCCUUCCCGAGACUCUACACUAUAAACUGCCUCAAACUAUAGAGGACGGAGAGGAAUUUGGCAAACAACAAACGUAUUUUUCUUGCGUUGGACUACACGGAUCUGGAAUUAAAAGAAAUGACAAGAAAGCCGAUGCCGUUGUCGAACAGCAAGAGUUAGAACCUCUACCGACUGUAUAAUCUUAAUGUUGUAUUUACACACGAAUCAACGAAUCAAC
Messenger RNA from Limulus polyphemus (Atlantic horseshoe crab), 1133 nucleotides. Its product is annotated as organic cation transporter 1-like. Bases 1 to 1095 code for a protein of 364 amino acids. Lineage: Eukaryota; Metazoa; Arthropoda; Merostomata; Xiphosura; Limulidae. Gene Ontology annotation, biological process: transmembrane transport. Gene Ontology annotation, molecular function: transmembrane transporter activity. The transcript is spliced from 7 exons. The record is from RefSeq and is a predicted model, not a curated record.